Messenger RNA from Zea mays, 1520 nucleotides. RefSeq names its product probable RNA methyltransferase At5g51130. The transcript is spliced from 8 exons. Lineage: Eukaryota; Viridiplantae; Streptophyta; Magnoliopsida; Poales; Poaceae. The record is from RefSeq and is a predicted model, not a curated record. Gene Ontology annotation, biological process: snRNA modification. The coding region runs from base 208 to 1104 and encodes 298 amino acids. Gene Ontology annotation, molecular function: snRNA binding; RNA methyltransferase activity; O-methyltransferase activity.
AGGACGUGAGUGCAUGACGGGUUUGACACAACCCAAACGUGGCCCUUUCUCAACCCGGCGCCGCAAGGGAAAACCCUCGCGCCGCUUCGCUCGUUUCAAUUCCAAAAAAAAAGGAAAACCCUUUGCAGUCGGGGAACUCUCGCAUUCCACUAUUCCAGUCAUCGAGAGCGCGGCUGCGGCGGCGAGGGAAACAUCCUUUCUCGCAUCAUGGCCACCUCUACGGAGCCGGAGGGCGCGCCGCCCGCGGCUAAGGGGCCUAAAGGAGAGGCCAACACGAAGGGGAGCAACGAACAUAGAGAGGUCGGCGCAGGCAGCGGCGGCGGCUCGCAGAAGCGGAAGAGGAAGGAGGUCUUCAUCUACGGCAACUACAGGAACUACUAUGGCUACCGGAUUGAUCGCAAUGUUGGUGAAGAUCCUCGCCUUGAGGCGUUCAAGAAACAGUGGUUUGAAAAGAAGGAUUGUCUCGAUAUUGGAUGCAACCAGGGUUUGGUAACGAUUGGCUUAGCCAUGAAAUUUAAAUGUCAAAGCAUUCUUGGCGUUGAUAUUGAUUCAGGUUUAAUUGAGACUGCUAAGUGGAAUCUGCGAAGGAUAAUGCGGCAGGAUAAGGUGGCUACAAACAACGUCAAAGCUCAGAAAUCAUCGGAUUCUCCUCAGAGCUCUCCAGAAGAAUUGGCAUCUGAGUUAUCGAAUGGGAACAAGCACCAAGAUCUUUUUAAAAUUGUCUCUUUUCGACGUGAAAAUUUUGUAGCGAGUAUGGAUGGAUGUUCAGAACAGUAUGACACCAUACUAUGUUUGAGUGUGACAAAAUGGAUCCACCUGAACUGGGGCGACGAUGGCCUAGUUACGUUAUUUGUGAAGAUCUGGAGGCUUCUAAGACCGGGAGGUGUUUUUAUCAUGGAGCCUCAACCAUGGAGUUCAUACAAGAGAAACAGAUUAGUUUCAGAGGUCGCCAGAAAUAACUUCAACACCAUCUGUAUAUACCCAGGGACAUUUCGCGAGAUUCUUCUAGACAAGGUUGGAUUUAGGUCGGUGGAGUUGCUUGCCGAAAGAUUAGUGGGCACCGUCAGUGGUUUCGAUCGUCCAAUAGAAGUUUACCACAAGUGAUGAAACUGGAUUAAGGAUUGUGGCAUGCCUGCCCAAUUGCACACUCACCUGACCAAAUUAUUGUGUUGAGCUUUGAAAUGCUCACUGCCUGACUAGGUACAAGUACAACAAUGAAGCAAGUAUGGUGCUGGACUUGCGUUUGUAAAACAGAAUAUCAGAUGGCGAAGGAUCAAGAUGGAAGAAGAGGUGGUAGGAUGUUGUGUUCUCUAGAUGGAAGUGCUGGGAAUUUUGUUAAUGGGUCUGUUUUUGUAUAAAAUGGAUAAUGGAUACCGUACCCUGAAAGGGAAAGAGUCCUUCAUGAGUAUCAUUUUGCCUGCUAUGGAUAUCAUGAUUUCUCUUGCUUAUUGUUUGCCACUCCCCAUUUUCAAAACUGUAAGUCAUUUUGGCUUUUGUAGAUACAUAAUUUUCCAUGUUGA